CUGCCACAAUGUACAAGAUGCAACUCUUGGCUUGCAUCGCACUAACUCUUGCAGUCCUUGCAAACAGUGCACCUACUUCAAGCUCUAAGAGGGAAACACAGCAACAACUGAAGCAAUUACAGAUGGAUUUAAAGUUGCUUUUGGAAGGAGUUAAUAAUAACAAGAAUCCCAAACUCUCCAAGAUGCUCACAUUUAAAAUUAACAUGCCCAAGAAGGCCACAGAAUUGAAACAUCUUCAGUGUCUAGAAGAAGAACUCAAACCUCUGGAGGAAAUGCUAAAAAACUUUCUCUCGAAAGAUAUCAAGGAAUUAAUGAGCAAUAUCAAUGUAACAGUUCUGGGACUAAAGGGGUCUGAAACAAGAUUCACAUGUGAAUAUGAUGAUGAGACAGGAACAAUUGUAGAAUUUCUGAACAAAUGGAUUACCUUUUGUCAAAGCAUCUUCUCAACAAUGACUUGA
Messenger RNA from Equus quagga, 458 nucleotides. RefSeq names its product interleukin 2 (gene IL2). Gene Ontology annotation, biological process: immune response. Bases 9 to 458 code for a protein of 149 amino acids. The transcript is spliced from 4 exons. Gene Ontology annotation, molecular function: growth factor activity; interleukin-2 receptor binding. Gene Ontology annotation, cellular component: extracellular region. NCBI's taxonomy places the organism in Eukaryota, Metazoa, Chordata, Mammalia, Perissodactyla, Equidae. The record is from RefSeq and is a predicted model, not a curated record.